This is a messenger RNA of Hevea brasiliensis (rubber tree), 1458 nucleotides long. Its product is annotated as probable purine permease 5. NCBI's taxonomy places the organism in Eukaryota, Viridiplantae, Streptophyta, Magnoliopsida, Malpighiales, Euphorbiaceae. Gene Ontology annotation, molecular function: purine nucleoside transmembrane transporter activity. The transcript has 2 exons. The record is from RefSeq and is a predicted model, not a curated record. Gene Ontology annotation, cellular component: membrane. Bases 189 to 1274 code for a protein of 361 amino acids.
UCCUUUUAAUUCUCUUUUUUCCUUAUUCAUUACACUGAAUUAGCCUUAAUUAUGCAUUUUACUAUCUGGGUUUUCCUUUUAAGCUGCUUUUUCUUCUUGGGAGUUUUUUUAAGCUAAUUUUGAGUGUGAUUACUGGGUUUUGGAUGGAAUUUUGUUGGGUAAAGCAUCAUCAUGUUUUGGGAUUUUGAAUGCCCUUUUCUUAUGAAAGAAUGGAGAAGGAAUCAGCGCGACCUUCUAUUUCAAUGCGUGACAAAAUGUCUAACUGGAAGACUCAGGCUUUGGAAGCACACAAAAGAAAGCCAAUCUCACAGUGGAUUCUUCUACUUUCGAGUGUUGGAGCAAUGCUUGUGGCGUUUCCUGCCUCAAGUCUACUUUCACGUGUUUAUUAUGCAAAUGGGGGUACAAGCAAGUGGAUUAUUUCAUGGGUGGCAGUUGCUGGGUGGCCUUUAACUGCUUUAAUUUUAUUGCCCACUUACUUCUUUUGUAAAACAUUUCCAACUCCUCUGACCCUAAAACUCAUUCUCUCUUAUAUUGUGUUGGGUUUCUUAAGCGCUGCUGACAACCUGAUGUAUGCAUACGCAUAUGCUUAUCUCCCAGCAUCAACUGCCUCUCUUCUGGCUUCAUCAUCCCUGGUGUUUUCUGCUCUGUGUGGAUAUUUUAUUGUGAAAAACAAACUGAAUGCUUCAAUGAUAAAUGCUAUUGUGAUUAUUACAGUUGCUAUAACCAUAAUUGCAUUGGAUUCAGAUUCUGACAGAUAUGACUAUGUCAGUGACCAUCAGUAUAUUAUGGGUUUUAUAUGGGAUAUCUUGGGAUCUGCUCUCCAUGGGCUCAUCUUUGCUCUUUCAGAGCUAGUUUUCAUUAAAUUGUUGGGGAAAAGAUCCUUCCAUGUUGUAUUGGAGCAGCAGGUCAUGGUUUCUUUCUUCGGUUUCGUAUUUACCACCAUUGGGGUCAUUGUGAAUAAAGAUUUUCAAGGGAUGAAAUCUGAGGCUAAAAAUUUUGAAGGUGGUGAAGUUUCAUAUAUCCUGGUUCUUGUCUGGGGUACAAUUACUUUUCAGUUGGGAUUACUGGGAGGCACUGCUGUGCUUUAUUUGGCUUCUACUGUACUGGCUGGUGUUCUCAAUGCAGUGAGGGUACCUCUCACAAGCAUUGCCGCUGUUAUUUUGCUGCACGACCCCAUGAGCGGUUUCAAGAUUCUCUCUUUGAUCACAACAUUCUGGGGAUUUGGUUCUUACAUCUAUGGCAAUUCCUCUUCUAGUAAAGCUUCCUCAUCAUAGCUUCUCGAUUAUCUGCUGUAUUUUCUGCUUUAUUUUUUUUUUCUCCUUUUUGGGUGAUACAUAAAUUGCUUGGUGAUGCAAUUAUAAUAUAUUUCUUCUCACCAGAUGCUGGAACUUAUCUAAGAAUUUUGUUGUGUAUUGCAUGUAUAUAUAUUUCUCAAAUAAUUGCUUAUACUCUUCUUCA